CCGCGCUUCGCCCCCCGCGCCCGCACCGGGGCCCCCGCCCAGCCCCGAGCCAUGCCGCGCUCCUUCCUGGUCAAGAAGAUCAAAGGCGACGGCUUCCAGUGCAGCGGGGUGCCGGCCCCCACCUACCACCCCUUGGAGACCGCCUACGUGCUGCCCGGCACCCGGGGGCCCCCCGGGGACGAUGGCUACGCCCCGCACUGCCUGCCGGCCAGCAGCUACGAUGCGGACCAGAAGCCGGGCCUGGAGCUGGCGCCCGCCGAGCCCGCCUACCCGCCAGCGGCGGCCGAGGAGUACAGCGACCCCGAGAGCCCGCAGUCCAGCCUGUCGGCGCGCUUCUUCCGCGGGGAGGCGGCCGUGACCGACAGCUACUCCAUGGACGCCUUCUUCAUCUCCGACGGGCGCUCGCGGCGGCGGCGGGGCGGCGGGGCCGGCGGCGGCGGCGGGGACGCGGCGGGCGGCGCGGGGGACGCGGCGGGCGGCGCGGGGGCGCGUGCGGGGCGCGCGGGGGCCCCGGGGACGGGCGGCGGGCACCGGCACGCGUGCGCCGAGUGCGGCAAGACCUACGCCACGUCGUCCAACCUGAGCCGCCACAAGCAGACGCACCGCAGCCUGGACAGCCAGCUGGCGCGCAAGUGCCCGACGUGCGGCAAGGCCUACGUGUCCAUGCCCGCGCUGGCCAUGCAUGUGCUCACGCACAACCUGCGCCACAAGUGCGGCGUGUGCGGCAAGGCCUUCUCGCGGCCCUGGCUGCUGCAGGGCCACAUGCGCUCGCACACGGGCGAGAAGCCCUUCGGCUGCGCGCACUGCGGCAAGGCCUUCGCCGACCGCUCCAACCUGCGCGCCCACAUGCAGACGCACUCGGCCUUCAAGCACUACCGCUGCCGCCAGUGCGACAAGAGCUUCGCGCUCAAGUCCUACCUCCACAAGCACUGCGAGGCGGCCUGCGUCAAGGGCGCCGAGCCGCCCCCGCCGCCCCCCGCCGGGCCCGCCAGCUGAGCCUGCCCGGCGGCCACCUCCGCGCCUCCCCGGGGAGGCCCGUCUCCUCGGCCGGCCGCCUCUCCUCUCCUCUCCUCUCCUCUCCCCGCGCGCCGCCUUCUUCCUCGGGGUGGGGAUGGGGAUCCGACCCCCGGCCCCGGAGCUUCGCCCGCCACUCGUCUCUUCCAUCGCCAUCGUCGUCUUCCCCCGGCACCCCU
Suncus etruscus (white-toothed pygmy shrew) is the source of this 1193-nucleotide messenger RNA. RefSeq names its product scratch family transcriptional repressor 2 (gene SCRT2). Lineage: Eukaryota; Metazoa; Chordata; Mammalia; Eulipotyphla; Soricidae. Gene Ontology annotation, biological process: regulation of DNA-templated transcription. Gene Ontology annotation, molecular function: RNA polymerase II cis-regulatory region sequence-specific DNA binding; DNA-binding transcription factor activity, RNA polymerase II-specific. The transcript has 2 exons. Bases 52 to 996 code for a protein of 314 amino acids. The record is from RefSeq and is a predicted model, not a curated record.